AUGGCCACGCUACCUAUCCUCGAUCUAAGCUUGUUUCUUUCCAACUCACCUGAAGACAAGGCAGCGUUCGUCCACAACUUGCAAGACGCUGUUCUGAAAUAUGGAUUCUUUUACCUCAAGAAUGCACCAUCUUUGACGCCUGAACUGCAAGAUAAAGCUUUGAAACAGGCAAAGGCUUUCUUCGCCUUACCGUUGGAAGAAAAACUGAAGAUUGAAAUGAUCAAUUCUCCGCAUUUUAGAGGAUACCAGCGUUUGGGAGCGGAGACAACCAAUUUCAAACAGGACAAUCGAGAACAGAUAGACUAUGGUAUGGAGGUACCAGCUGAAAAUAUGACCGACGAAACUCCCGCAUACCUUGGCCUCAAAGGUCCAAAUCAAUGGCCAGAUGUGCCCGGAUUCAAGGAUACCAUCAAGGAAUAUAUGAAUGCUUGUUGCGAGAUCGCCAAAACGUUGAUGAGAGCCGUCGCUAUCAGUUUGGACUUGGGCGAAAACCAUUUUGCCAAGUUCGAACAUGAACCUCACGUCAGAAUGAAAGUGGUCCGCUACCCUCCUAUGGGCCACGCAACGGAUAAACCGCAUGAACAUGGUCUUGGUGUUGGACCACAUAAGGAUUAUGGAUGUUUGACUAUACUGUUGCAAGAUGAUGUUGGCGGCCUUCAAGUUCAGGGCAUGGAUGGUGUUUGGAUUGAUGCAAAGCCUUUGCCAGGAUGUCUUGUAAUCAACAUUGGCGAGAUGUUUGAACGCAUGACACAAAAGACUUAUGUUGCCACUGUCCAUAGAGUUCUCAACAACACAUCCGGCAAAGACCGAUUGUCAUUGCCAGUAUUCUUCAAUCCAAACGUUGCAACCCAAGUUCCAGUACUUCAGGUGCCUGAAUACCUACUUGCCAGCAGACCCAAGGAUGUGCAGUCAGAUGUAAAGGAGGAGCAGUUACUCCAAUACCCUGUAUAUGGUGAAAGUGCCUUUCGAGGUCUCAGCCGGAGCCAUCCCAUGGUUGCCAGCAAGUGGUAUUCAUACCAAGGAGAUGUUUGGAGGCGUAAAGUUCAAGCAACACAGUGA
Molecule: messenger RNA, 1059 nt
Organism: Umbelopsis ramanniana AG
Lineage: Eukaryota; Fungi; Mucoromycota; Umbelopsidomycetes; Umbelopsidales; Umbelopsidaceae
Exons: 3
Coding region: 1-1059 (352 amino acids)
Molecular function (GO): dioxygenase activity
Source: RefSeq, a predicted model, not a curated record